AUGGAACUAGAAAAUAUGUCCAAAUCAACUUAUAUUUUAAAUUAAUUGCAAAUAAAUUACUAAUCAGUUUUAAAAGGUUAAAAAAUAGAAUUAGAUAUUUAAGAAAGCAAUAGGUUUUCUAAACCUAUAACCAAUAACUAGAAUGAAAAAUCAUAAAAUUCUGAUAAUUAUUGUCAUAAAUUUUUGAGUAUAUCAAAGAUAUUAAAUAAAGAACAAUUAAAUGAUUAUAUUUUUAUAGAAGCAAUAAAGAAUAUUUAAAAUUAAACAGGAAAGGUUAAGGUUAUAGGUAAAAUUAGUAAAGCUAUGAAAUUGAAACCUUAUUAUUUUUAAUAGUAUACUCAAAUAAAAAUAUCAGGUAUAUAAAAAUUAUAUAGAAGAUUAAAUUUAGAAUGAAAAUUCAUGUUAUUUAGAGGAUAAAUCAGGCAGAAUCAAAUUAUAAUUAACAAAUAGUAAGCUUUGUCUACCAAAUAAAACUUGGAAAGAGAUAAGAAUUGAUGAUUUAAUAGCAGGAAUACUUGUUUUAAUUGAAGGAUAAAUAGUUGGAAAUAAUAUUGUUAAUGUAGAAAAUAUUUAUUUGCCUGAUUAUAUUGAUCCUCCUAUUUACACUCCAUUAAAUUAAACAUCGUAUGUUUGUUUUAUAUCUGGAUUAAAUUAUGAUGUGCAAAAUGAUUUGACAAAAUUGAGACAUUUAAUACAAUUUUUGUAAGGAAACUUAUAUUGUGGUCAAGGCAAUGAAGUAUAUAAAACUAUUAGAUAUAUAGAUUUCCUAAAAUUUAUCAUAAAUUAUCAUAGCAGGUAAUUUAUAUGGAAGAUAAGGAGAUAAAAAAGGCUGUUUAACAGGUUCAAUAAAAAAGGAAUAAGAUUUUAAGGAUCUUUAUUCUUCAAUAUAAGAAAAUGUUAGAGGAGUAGAUGAAUUAAUAAAUGAACUAUCAAGUAUUUGUCCAAUUGCUAUAAUGCCUGGAUAAAAUGAACCUGUAUCAUAGAUGUUUCCUUAAGCUCCUCUUUAAAGAGCUCAUUUUGGUGAAUCUUUUGAAAUUAAUACUAAGGUUACAUUUUUAACAAAUCCAACAGAAUUUAGUAUGGGAAACAUUAAAUUUCUUGGAACAAGUGGAUAAAAUAUUGAAGACAUUAAAAAAUAUUCAACUAUAAAAUAAUAAUUAGAUAUUGAUUUGAUUGAAAUGACUUUAUUUUAUGGACAUAUUGCCCCUACAUUAUAAGAUACUCUAAUGUAAAAAAAAUUGUAUAACUUUUAUUUAGUUCAUAACUGUAAUUUAAAAAUGAUCCAUUUAUUAUUUAAUAGUUUCCUAACAUUUAUUUUGUUGGAAAUAUGAAAAAGUUUGGAACAAAAAGAAUAUCAGAAAACUUAAGAAUUAUUAGUAUUCCUUCAUUUUUAGAGACUAAUACAAUUAGUUUAUUGAAUUUAAGGACAUUUGAAUGUUUUUCAUUAGAAAUCAAAUGA
Paramecium sonneborni is the source of this 1459-nucleotide messenger RNA. NCBI's taxonomy places the organism in Eukaryota, Ciliophora, Oligohymenophorea, Peniculida, Parameciidae. The record is from the annotation of a GenBank genome assembly.